AUGGCGCCGCGUCCGCUGCCCAUUCGGCCUCCAGAGCGCGCUCUGACCCUAAGAAGCCAUCCGAACGAUGCUGAGGAUGACGUGAAGCCACAAGCCCCUCGCGGCGUGGUUCGCGACCAGUCGACAUCGCGACUGAUGCAGCUUCCGCUUGAACUCCGGCAGAUGAUCUACCGCGCUGCAAUUGGCGACUCCGUAAUGCAUAUGGUGCUGAAGAAAUACAAACUAGGCCACCGUCGCUGCGAAGCUUCUGAUAUUACCGAUUGUCCGAAACAAUAUGAGUUCUUCAGCGCUGACAAUAUAUGGUCACCACUGGCCGAACCCGCGGAUGAACCACCUGCCACGGACGGCAAUAUCCUCCCAUUACUACUGACCUGUCGACAGAUCUAUUCCGAAGCAAUAAAAUUCCUCUAUACUACCAAUACCUUUGCCUUCUCGGACCUCGACUGCCUCCGCUACUUCUCCUCCACCAUCCUCCCCCAACGUUGGUCCCUCGUCCAGAAAGUGGAUAUUGAAUGGUGCAUAUCAUGGCCCAUCUACGACCCGCUCGCUCAGGCUCUCCUUAUUUCCAGACCCGCGCUAUACCCACCUCACGACGAGGCGACAUGGGAAGGCACGUGGCAUAUCAUAUCGGAAAUGCCCAGCCUGAAGUGGCUCAGAGUCAGGCUUAUGUACUUCGAUGGCUUUCGAGAUUCGGGCUGCGAGGAGAAAUUACUCGCACCGCUACGGCAGGUAAUACGGCCAAAGAAGUUUGAUGUGCACAUGAAUUGGACCGGGGAAGAGCUAAAGGAUACACCGUUUCGUGCGAUCAGGGCAGGGACGCGCGAGUCAUUGUUCCCGGAUAAUGACUGGUUGUAA
Didymosphaeria variabile is the source of this 855-nucleotide messenger RNA. RefSeq lists its product as uncharacterized. The record is from RefSeq and is a predicted model, not a curated record. NCBI's taxonomy places the organism in Eukaryota, Fungi, Ascomycota, Dothideomycetes, Pleosporales, Didymosphaeriaceae. The coding region runs from base 1 to 855 and encodes 284 amino acids. The transcript has 2 exons.